Molecule: messenger RNA, 2957 nt
Organism: Phytophthora nicotianae INRA-310
Lineage: Eukaryota; Oomycota; Peronosporomycetes; Peronosporales; Peronosporaceae
Exons: 2
Coding region: 44-2827 (927 amino acids)
Biological process (GO): error-free translesion synthesis; error-prone translesion synthesis
Cellular component (GO): nucleus
Molecular function (GO): damaged DNA binding; DNA-directed DNA polymerase activity; deoxycytidyl transferase activity
Source: RefSeq, a predicted model, not a curated record
AAAUGAAGUUUGGAAGACGGAGUGAUUGGACGAAAAGGGACUGAUGCGACGCCGGGGUGGCGGCGUCGAUGCAGGCGGGAGGAAGCGUGUGGGAGAACACCAUGACGGCAGCUUCGGCGUGUACAUGUCGCACAAGGUCCAGAAGCUCCGCAGCCAGAACGAGAGCUUCACUGCGGCGGCGUCGCCUGAUCGCGCGUCAAGUGGCAAUAAUGCAGGCAUCUUCCAGGGUAUACAUGUAUAUGUCGAUGGGUAUACGGUACCGAGCAAGGAGGAUAUCCGGCAGCUUAUGUUGCUGUAUGGCGGCGGCUUUGAACAUUACGAAACUGGGCGAGUGACGCACAUUGUCGCAACUCAUCUUCCAGCGUCUAAACUGCUGCAACUUAAGAAGGCAAGGAAGCCGCUUCCUGUCGUACACCCCGAAUGGAUCGUACAGAGCAUCGAGCAACAUAAAUUACUUCCCGUACAAUCAUUCCUGUACGCAGGGUUCACUGACCCCACACAAAACAACAUCUUCAGUUUAUCCGGAUCGUACAAUUUUGCGCAACUCGAAGACAAGCCGAGCUCUAACGAGGAGCCUGAUGAUGAAGACGACGAGUUGGAUGUACCGGAGGACCCUCCAGCGUCUCCACCACAAGUGGCAAGCAACAAAAAUUCAACCACAACGCUGAAGUUGCGCACCAAUUCCACAAAAGAUGGUCCCGAAUUUGUCCGACACUUCUUCGCCAAGUCCAGACUGCACCACAUUGGCACGUGGAGAGCUACAUUCCAACAGAAAGCAGCCGAAUUCCAAGCCAAAUACAAAGGUGCACCUAUAAACAGAGCCCCAGUGUCGUCGAGUGAUCGGGUGAUCCUCCACGUAGAUAUGGACUGCUUCUUCGUAGCGGUAGCAGUGCGAGACAAGCCAGAGUUACACAAAGUUCCCGUUGCUGUCGCGCAUUCGGGCAACGCUGGGUCGUCCGAGAUCUCGUCGUGCAAUUAUUUAGCACGAGCUAAAGGUGUGGGGGCAGGGAUGUUCAUGCAGACUGCGAAGGAACUGUGUCCCGAAUUAAUUGUCCUACCCUACCAAUUUGACGACAUUCAACGCGUAUCGUUCCAGAUUUACGACAUCUUCUUCUUACACACUCUGUACGUACAAGCAGUGAGCUGUGACGAAGCAUUUCUAGAGUUUGGACGAGGAACGAACGGUAUGGAGAAGGCCAAAGCCAUUCGAAACGAGAUUUUCGAACAUACUGGAUGCUCUGCCAGCGUGGGUGUAUCAUUUAAUGUCCUACUAGCCAAGCUGUCGUCCAAGAAGGCAAAACCCGAUGGAAUAUUCGAAAUUUCUAACGUAAGUCAAGCGGAAGAGUUCGUGCUGCAACUUACGAUCCGUGACUUACCUGGAGCUGGACACAUGACAAGUGCGAAGCUCGAAGCAUUGGGCGUUGAAAAUGUACGACAGUUAGUUUCAAUGACUAAAGGAGAACUUAUACAAUCACUCGGUAAAGCGUCGGGAGAAAUGCUGUAUAAUUACGCUCGAGGGAUCGACAUACGUCCGCUGUCUAUGGAGUCCAAUAUGAUGCGGAAAAGUGUGUCUGCAGUGGUGAAUUUCGGCAUUCGAUUCGAAAAAUGGGAAGACGCGACUGUAUUUUUGAUGGCGCUAGGCCAAGAACUGAGUCAGCGUCUGCGGAAUUUAAAUGUGCGAGCGAAAUGUUUGACGCUGUUGAUUAAGAAACGCGCGGGAGGUGCUCCUGUUGAGCCUGCGAAGUUUAUGGGUCAUGGUGUAUGUGAUAAUUUCUCAAAGAGUCAAAUUCUAGCUCAACCGACAGACGAUGAAGUCGUGAUUGGUAAAGCGUGUAUUGAACUUCUUCAACAAUUUAAUUUUCCCAGUGAAGAACUGCGAGGAGUUGGCGUACAAGCUACGAAGUUGAUCUCUGAUGCACCCGGUAACCAAAGAAGUGGACAGCUUUUUAAAGCGUGGCUGAAAGAUACUACAGGGAAUGCAAAAAACCAAGAAGAAUGCGAAGCAAAAGCCGAGGAUCCUAUAACUGAGACGAGUACGAAUGCGUUCGCUGCUACAAGUUUUUCGCAGAUUAAUAUCGGGGUGCUGGGAGAGUUACCCAAGCAGCUACAGCAAGAGAUAUUAGCUUCGUAUGGUCGGGGUGCGUCGGCUACUACUACUCAGACAAACUAUCAGCCUCCACUGAGACGUAAAACCAAUGGGAAGGCACCACUACGACGCAAGCAUCCGGCAAGGAAUAUUUUUGAUUCCAAGUCGAAUAGCAGACUUGCACGUAAUGUUCAUUUGUUGGGUACUGGAGAUUCUGGAAAGGAGGACGCACUGGAUGAUAUUCGAAUGUCCCAAGUGGACUCGGAAGUGUACCAUUCGCUGCCUUUGACGAUUCGAAGAGAAAUCGAUCGAUACGCGAAGAAACGCAGACCUACAUCAACUGUUGCUCCCAUCCCGAGACCCAGAGCUUCAUCGAUUAGUAGCCCCGAGCAACCGGUGAAGAAGAAGUUGACACCUGUUGUGCUACCGAGGAUUGAAGAUUUAUAUGCAGAUCUGGUUGAGAGUCUUCAUGACGAGUACCCUACAACUGGCACACGAGCACAAACGGCUGCGUUCGAUCCAAUCUACUCACGUAUUUUGGUCGAGGUGGAGGAUCGAGCGCUGGAUCAGGCCUUGCGUAUGCUCCGCUUCGUUCGUCGAAAAUGUUCCAGUGUAGCCACCCCGACGGAGCUUGCUGAACAAUUGAAGCGCGGAUUCAACCAUGUUCUUAACCUCGUGAAUCAAGAUAUUCGACGACAGUUCAACGGAGCAUUGUCAUUGCGGUUAGUGACCCCGCUAUAACAGAAACCGUCUGAAAUCUGUAAGUACUUUAGAUUAUUGCUUUUGUCUUCUUCUAAAUACAGAAGUACUAUAGUACCAAUCUGGAAGUGUUCAAAAGAAUAAGUUGAGUUGGGAAUAAGUUGCUGUCCUC